This is a messenger RNA of Lepidothrix coronata (blue-crowned manakin), 5211 nucleotides long. It is a transcript of the gene RNF182, whose product is annotated as ring finger protein 182. The record is from RefSeq and is a predicted model, not a curated record. Bases 746 to 1483 code for a protein of 245 amino acids. The transcript is spliced from 5 exons. NCBI's taxonomy places the organism in Eukaryota, Metazoa, Chordata, Aves, Passeriformes, Pipridae.
UUCUAUAGCGACGGCGCUGAGCCGAGGCUCUUCCGAGUAGUAACAAAGCCCGGCCGCCCGCUGCCGCGCCGGGGCUGCGGGGGGACGCGGAUCCCUCUCCCGAGGACACCGCGACAGGACAAAGAGAGAACAGAAAGCAUACCAUCGAUGAUUCAUCUGUUUUUGUUAUCAGUCAUUCAGACCUUUUGGUGAUGGAUGGAUGAAUAGAUUGAGCCUAAAACUAUAAGCCAGCUUGGCAGCUGGCAGUUCUUGCCCAUGUGGAGAAGAAUAGGCUUUUCUUGUGUGCUCUCAAGUGAACCUUAGGAAGAAGUUGUUUUUCUUGGAAAAAAGUUAAGAGAGAGAACAGAAAAUACUUAAAGACAGUAAGAAGAAGAGGCCCAUGAAAGAGACUUUACUGUACCUGAUGGUUGGCAGGUAAAAUGUAUUGAUGGAAGGAUCACACUGCUUAAAAGAAUUGCUUCCUGCAUUGACCUCAAAAAAAAAAAAAAAGGACAAAGAUCUGAAUGCUAGGAGUGAGUAAAAACUUCCCAAGGAAAAGAUGGGUGCUUGGCUUGGAUUAAAGGACAUGCAGUGCACAAUCUCUAGCAGAAGUUGAAAAUGGAUGAUGCCUACUGAUGCUUUUCAAUGAUGUCAUCUCCUUUUUUCCUGUUUGAGAUGUGUGAUAGGAAAAAGUUCUAAGACAAGACUGACUGACCUCUUCAUCCCUUGACUUCUCUUUCUGCAAGUCUAAAAACCAUCUGAAGAAAUGACCACUCAGCUACCAGAGGAGUCCCUGGAGACCCAGAGCUCAGAUGAGCUUGAGUGCAAGAUAUGUUACAACCGCUAUAACUUGCGACAGAGAAAACCAAAAGUACUGGAGUGUUGUCACAGAGUAUGUGCCAAAUGCCUUUGCAAGAUCAUAGACUUUGGUGAUUCCCCACAAGGAGUCAUAGUGUGCCCAUUUUGCAGGUUUGAAACAUGCCUGCCAGAUGAUGAGGUUAGUAGUCUUCCUGAUGACAACAAUAUCCUUCUAAAUUUAGCUUGCGGGGGAAAGGGAAAGAAGUGCCUACCAGACAACCCAACGGAACUGUUGCUGACUCCCAAAAGGCUGGCAUCUCUAGUUAGCCCUUCUCACACCUCUUCUAAUUGCCUGGUUAUAACAAUCAUGGAAGUACAAAGAGAAAGUCCCCAGACUCUGAACUCAACCCCCGUGGUGGAAUUUUACAGGCCUACAAGUUUUGACUCUGUUGCAUCUGUGUCCCACAACUGGACAGUGUGGAACUGCACAUCCUUGCUCUUCCAGACCUCAAUUCGGGUGCUAGUGUGGUUGCUAGGUUUGCUGUACUUUAGUUCCUUGCCUUUAGGGAUUUAUUUACUGGUAUCUAAGAAAGUUACCCUUGGGGUUGUCUUUGUAAGCCUUGUUCCUUCGAGCCUUGUUAUUCUCAUGAUUUAUGGCUUUUGCCAGUGUGUUUGCCAUGAAGUUCUAGACUGCAUGUCAUCUUGAUAACAAAUAUAGUAAAAUAAGAUGUAUUACCAGAUGUGUAGCAUAGUUGAUUUAUCUUGUCUUUGUAUUCUUAUUUAUUCUUAUUGUUGUCCAUCCCACUAAAUGGAAGCAGUAGCCCUAGUUAUAUGGUCCUUUUUUUUCCCCUACUGAAUUUGAUUCCCCCUACCCAGAGCUUUUUUUUGAGCUAAAAAUUGGAAAUAAAAUUUACAUGUUGAUUUUCAAAGGCCAAGUUUUAGAAAGGGAUAAAGCAAAAUUGCCAAACUUGGUGCCGCCUACUGCUGCCACUGUUCAAAUGAGUAGCCCUUUGCUUUCUAUUGGCUUCAUCAAGUCAGUCCAGGCUGCAGGAUCCACCUAAAAGAAAUUAAUGUAACAGGCACCUUCCAGGUCCAAGUACUGCAUGUCUUCACCCAAAGCAUCUCAUGCUUUGGAAUAUCUGUUGUUUAUCAUCCAUUGUUGCUUAAAACAAAUUAAAUCACUUUGUUAGUUAAUAUUAAAUGAAGAAUAAGACAAGCUACCAUUGCUUUUUUAAGUUCUCGUUACAGCAAAAAUACAUGUAGGAGGCCAAUGGUUAUGAUCUCGCCAUAUUCUGCAAAAUGAGGAAUCUUUUUUUACCAUCUAAAAACAUGUCUCCAGAACACUUUCCCCAAAAGGAAGCCUAUUUUUCUUAUCACACAGUUGCAGCUCACUGUGAAAUAUUCCUGCUAGUGAGUACUCCCAGGGACCCAGCCACAUAUUUGCUGUUCUCCAGGUGCACUUAUUUCAGUGUACAUACACCUUAGGGCUUCCCUUUGAGAGUUCAGAGCUCUGCAGACUUCUCUAGAUAUGUUCUGUUGUGCUUACCCUCCCUUCCAGCAUUUCCACCACCACCCCACAUUUCCAAGCCACUAGUCCUCCUAACAAAUGAACAACCUCAUGCACAUGUACUCUGUGGUAGUUAUGCUGGAGAAUUUGACUUAUGUGACUUCAGCUCUCAAGAUAGACUUUUAUUCCCAACCAUUAGGAAAUGGAUCUUUAAUCACUAAUACAAAUUGGAAAAAAGUUCUGAAAUGAUUAACUGGUUUUUUUGUUCAUUUUUUUUCUCUUUCUGAGUUCACAGAAUGAGCAAUUUGAGGAGAUACUAUGACUUCAGGAAGGUUUCUGUUUAAGGCAUAGUUCUUCAAAAUGUUUAAUAUUCUGAACUCCCUCUGUCACCAUUGUCAGUUGAUGGCAUUCUAGAUGUGGCAAUUAGAAUGCCUUGAUUAGUGGGGCUCAGAGGAAUUACUGAUAAUUUAUCAUUCCGCAAAUAGACCCAGGCCCUGUAAGGCGUGCUUAUAUGUUGCAUGGUUUAGGCUACUUUUUGAACUACUGGAAGAGCACAAAAAUAAGUAAUAUUUAAUGUUUAUGUGUAUAACUAGGUCUAGUCAAUGCCACAACUGCAAACUGGUUUUCCUGUGCACAGCAGAGUAAAAGCUGAAACGGAGUUGAGCAGUGCAAGCCUGGUUUUAGGCACAAGAUUUAGUCAUUUCGGGGCAGUGUAAAAGGGAGAUGGGUUUGUUGCAUGAAAACUGAAUGUAUGACCCAAAAAUAUACUCUUAGAGCUAACAGACUUUGGUAAGAAUGAAAAAUGACAGUGGGAAAAGCAGAGCCUAAGUGGUUGUUGUGUCUGUCAAGAGGAUCUGAAAUUAAGCUGGUCCAAUUUUUGUAGAUGGCAAAAGUGGUAUCUACAGUUAUAUUCCUAUUGCAAACAUAGAGAAAAAUAAGGAAAUGUAAAGGUUCUGCUUUUCUUGACACUCAGUUUCUAAUAGUGCGUAUAUAUGUGUGUGUAUGUACAUAUAGACACAUAUGUAAGAAGAAAACAUAGCAAAGUUAUAGUUUUCAAGUGUUUGGGGUUAUGGAGCUGUGUAUUGAAUGAUUAAAGGAAAUGUUUCAGACUUUUCUGUAAUGACAAUAAUUAUAACUAAAAUAUUUUCAGAAUUCCUAGAAAUAACUAUUCCUAAGUAAUUGUUUUUAACGUCUGUGGUAAAGCACAUGUAGUUAGAAGAGGUAUCAUCUCCAGUUCUGGUAUACUGCAAGGUUGGACUCAUCUAUGAACUCAUAAAUUUUAAGUAUCCAACAACAAUCAUGUCAAAAAGCAAGAAAAAAAGAAACCUAUGUGGUUUUAUAGUACUUCAUAACUUUGGGAAAAGAUGUAUUUGUAGUGUUAGGGAUUUACAUGUUUUAGGAUUUGUUCAAUUUGUCUGAAUACAGUGUCUCUAAUAAAGGGCUGACUGAUAGAGGAAGUAGGUUUUGCAAAUGUGUGAUAUAUAUGUAUUACCUUUGCACAACAUGUUCUACAGUGCUACCUGUUGUCUUUUCCUUUUGAUUUUCAUCUGACUAAGUUUAUCUUAGGUCCAGUACCAGGUAUUUUCUUUUCUGUUUUAAAAGAGAGCCUAAUCUCAGCAAGAUUAGGCUGAUGCAGUGGUAUCAGUUACAUAUCACAGCAAAAAUAAAUACACCUGUUAUUAUACUUCCCUACUUUUAAGACUGCCAGCCCAUUAAAUUUAUACUGCUGUUUUAGGCUGUGCUGCAAUACUAACCCAAUCAAAAAUGCAAGCGUGCAAAAACAUAUUGAUUGUAUAGCUAUUCUGCCGCUCACCCAGAGCACAUUAUUACAGCUUUGGUGUCGUAAAAUACCUAUAUGACUUACAGUAUGGCCAUUAAGAAUUGCUGGGAGGUAAAUCUCAAUUAUUUGUGGAGAAGAUAUUUGCUGUGAGACUAGAGGAACUUCAGAUAUUACUCUUCUCUUAUUUUUAUUCUCUACCAUCCUUAAGAGUUAGAACUGAAAACUCUUGUGUCCUCUGCAGUGGAAUUACUCUGAUGAAAUCAAUGUAAAGGGGGCUAAAAUCAAGUCUGGCAUACUUGGCUGCCUGCUUUUCCUUCUCUUUCUCUGACUAUUUUUCUCUUCCUGGAAAGUAAUGACUCCUGUGGUUGUAAAAUACUGCCUGCACACCCAAGCAAUUCCCUUUCAGUGGGAUUUAUUCCUGCUAUGACCAGACAUAUGACUCAACCGGGUAAAAAGUAUUAUAAAUUCAUUACUACAGGAUUAAUUUUGUCCAAAUGAGAUUUUUAUUUUUUUUUUUAAUUCCUGCUUAUCCUAUGGAUGCAGACUGCAUCCUCACCAGCUGCUCAUUUACAGUGUGAUAUAGUGAUAUCCCCUGAGGGCUGGGGCAGGAUGAUGCAGUAGCAGCUGCUGGACACAACAUAGGAAGGAUGUUCUGAGCUGGACCAUCCUCUGAGCGAGACUCAGUGGGGGAUGACGCUCUGCCAGUGUGGCCUGAGCCCAAGAGCCUAAAGGACAAUUAAAUAGGAUGUGGGACUGGUGUUGUGCUGUGGCUGAGAAGCUGUGCAAAGCAGAGAUGGGUCUAUGCCUGGACAAAGGGGCUGUGUUUUAAAUAAGGAUUUUGGGGUACAGCUGCUGCAAACAGUUUAUUGUUUUUCAAACUGACUCUUCUGGGGUUUAAAAUUCAUUUGGUAAUUAAAAUUACAGUUGAGUGGUUUUACUUUCCAAAUUGCAAAGUAUUGAACUUUAUUCUAAUUUAAAGACAUCCUUAGAUUUGGGCGUACUCCCAAAAUAAGGGCUGAUGUAUUUGAUUUAGCUGCAUUGGGAGUUUGUCCUACUAUAUCAAUUAUAUGCCCACAAAACUCUACAUGCUAAUAUAAACCACUUCACAGAAUCACAGAAUAUGAUGGGUUGGAAAGGACCCACAACG